Mesorhabditis spiculigera is the source of this 285-nucleotide messenger RNA. Lineage: Eukaryota; Metazoa; Nematoda; Chromadorea; Rhabditida; Rhabditidae. The record is from the annotation of a GenBank genome assembly.
AUGUGCCGCCCUUUUCUGCUCGCCAUUCUCGGGCUCGUCGUCGCCGCCGUCGCCAUCUCCGACGAAAGGCAGUUUAUCCACUAUCGAUGCGAUCCGACGAUUGAUGCGCUGACGAAGGACAAAUGCCAGCACGACGAAAAGAAGAGAAGCUCUGAUGCGGUGACGCUCUGGUUUGCGCUUGCGUGCAGUGUCUACGAGCGGCCCGCCGUCACGCCGGCGUCGUCGUCGGCACCUCCGGCCCUCGUCCUCAUCAACCUCAUCGCCGCCAUCAUCUACCCCUUUUGU